Messenger RNA from Gadus macrocephalus (Pacific cod), 1521 nucleotides. RefSeq names its product glycine N-acyltransferase-like protein 3. Gene Ontology annotation, molecular function: glycine N-acyltransferase activity. The record is from RefSeq and is a predicted model, not a curated record. The transcript is spliced from 5 exons. Lineage: Eukaryota; Metazoa; Chordata; Actinopteri; Gadiformes; Gadidae. Gene Ontology annotation, cellular component: mitochondrion. The coding region runs from base 91 to 930 and encodes 279 amino acids.
GUGUGUGUGUGUGUGUGUGUGUGUGUGUGUGUGUGUGUUAAAUGACAAAAAUUGUUGCGUUAUGGGAAAAGUAUCCACAGUGUAACUAAAAUGAAGAUUCUAAACAACCAUGAAAUACGGAUCGCCGAACGACAACUUCAGAAGCAUAUACCAAAAAGUUUAAAGGUAUGUGGACAUCUGUUCGCUCUGAACAGAACCCAAGGGAGUAGGCAUACUGUGGAGAUCUGUGUGGACGCCUGGCCAGAGUUUAACCUUAUAGUCUGCCGUCCCCAAACCGAGAACAAGAAUGUUCCAGAGAACACGAAAUGGGUUUCAUUGUUCUGCAAUGAUGAGCAGAUUCUAUCGAAUAUGUUAAAAGAAGAUGAGAUCAUUGACUGGAGUGGCUAUUGCAUGCUUGCAGGAAUAGAUGUGUCCUACAAUCAAUUGUUCAAAGAAAUAUCCUCUCAAAGAGCCAGCAGCUUCCGGGGCCUAACGCGUGUGCAUCUAUUACAUUUGAUCGAUUUGGAUUCCCUGCUCUCAACAGAACACAGUGAGGAUCACUUUAGGAUCUCCUCUUUGAACGACUCCCAUGUUGAGUUAGUCAACACAACUUGGAAAUUCGGAGGGGAUGAGAAUGGAAUAAGGCGCAUUAAAAAGAUGAUUGGCAACUCUCCCUCAUGUUGCAUCGUCGAUGACCAUGGACAACCCGUUUCCUGGAUUCUACUGUAUGAUUACUGUGCCAUGGGCAUGCUUCACACGCUACCAGCACACAGAGGAAAGGGCUACGCCAAAGCCCUGGUGAGCUGCAUGGCCCGGAAACUCCAUGCCCAGGGCUUUCCUCUUUACUGCUUUGUGGAGGAGGAGAACGCAGUGUCCUACAAGCUCUUCAAGAACCUGGGCUUUGUUGAAGAUCCGUCAUACAGGGCUGCCUGGUGGGAAUGCAACUUCUGAGGAUACAACUUUUUUUUUUGUAUUUAAGCAUUGCUCUACUUCAAUCACCUCAAUCAUAUCAUGUCAAGAUUACGUUGGGUUUCUGAAACGGCCAUCAAGCGGUUCACAUUUCACAAGCCUUAAUCAAGGUCAGAUUGUAAAGGCUGCUGUAAAUUUCCAACCAGCUCUGGAAUCCACCACGCUGUACAUUGUUCUGUUUGACUGUGGUAUCUGUUAACCACUGAUCAUCUGAAAUUCAUCAUACAUUGUCGGAUCCUCAAGAGACCGCUCCUUAACAGCAGACCUACGUAUAUUAAGUUGGAAGUAAAAUGUUGAUUAAAUCAGUAGUUGAACUUGAAGCCAUCAAGAGGAUCUGGAGGGGAAGACACACUCCACUUUUUAACUCCAUGUCAGGGAUUGACAAUGCUCCUUGUACACUAUAAAUAAAAUGGCAUUCACUGACAUGAAAUUGACAUAGAAAUAUUCCAGUUUUGAAAUGAAGUCAGCAGUAAAGACCUCAGACAUUGAAAAUAUUGGAUUUUAUUAACUUUUAAUAUUGACGAAUUUGUAUAAAAAUAUAUACUCUUGAAUAAAAGACAACUUCAUCUCUCA